AUGGCAAGUUAUUUACGUAACAUAUUUCUAAGAUCCACCACUACACCUUCUUCUCAGAAAAAAAUUCUUCCACCUAUAAAGGAUUUAGAGUUACGACAAACAGCCCUGAAAGCGUAUGGGCAAAAAUAUGUUUCGGAAAGGAAUCAUUCUUUUACUCGGUUGGCUUUACUUGGUGAUAGUUUAUUGGGAUAUCAUGUUGCUCAUCACCUUCAUCAAAAAUUUCCAUAUUACAAUAAUGGACAAAUUACCGCCUGUCGAGCGAUGCUAGUUUGUAGUUAUCAAUUAAAUUAUUUCGCAAUUGAAUGGGGACUUGAUCGAAUGAUGAAUGUCGAUUUUAAAUUGACGAGAUCAAAUACUAGAAUAUUAGGUGAAGCACUUGAAGCAUAUAUUGGAGCUUAUUACUUAGAUGCCUGUACACUAUAUGGAGAUAGCGAUGGUCAUAUGAAGGUGAGAGAUUUAUGCAUCGAGCUGGUGGAUCCUUUACUUGAACAGAUGAUGAAAACGUGGAAACAAGAAAGUACAAUUAAAGCUUCAGAGAAUUAUCUCGCUACCACCGAAAUAAAAAAAGUAAAAAAAGAGGCACAAGCGACUAAAAAAACCGCCAAACAAGCUAAAGCUUCUGAAACGAAGAAUAAUGUACAAAAUGUUAUUAAUGUUGUUAAAGAUGUUAAGGAUGGUAAAAAAGUGGCUCAAAAAAAUGAAUUAGAAAAAAAACCAGUAGCAAUAAAAGAAACGAAAGAAACAAAAGUAAUCAAAGAGAUAAAAGAAACUAAAGCAACAAAAACUGUGGUAGUAGAAUCUUCUUCUAAAUUACCAUCAUCAACUCUUCAAGUUGCGAAAGUUGCAGGAACAAAAGAAUCAAAGGAAUCAAAAGGAACAAAGGAAAUAGUUAAUCCAGCGAAAACAAUAGUUGUAUCAACAAAACAAUCGAAAGUUAUUCCAAAAGAUAAUAAAGUUACGCAAAAGGACAAUAAAGUUAUACCAAAAGAAAAUAAAGUUACGCCAAAAGAAAAUAAAGCUAUACCAAAAGACAGUAAAGUUAUACCCAAGGACAAUAAAGUUACACAAAUGGAUUAUAAAGAUGUUCCAACAAAUUUUAAGGAUUAUAAAGCUACUCAAAAGCAUAAUAUUAAGGCCACGCAAAAGGACAAUAAUAAAGUUAUACCAAAGAAUAAAAUUUCACAAAGUAAUAAACCAGCACAAACAAAAACGAUAACAGCGGCAGCAACAGCAACCACUACCACUAUCACCGCCCCGAAAAAUAUAACUCAAAAAAUAACCCAAAACGCUACUCAAAAAAUGGCUCAAAAUGCAACCCAAAAAAUAACUCAAAAUACGAUUCAAGAUAUAAAUCGGUCAAAAGAGAAAAAAGCGAACGAAAGAACAAUAAUUGUUAUUUCAACAAAACCAUUUAAAUUUGAUACGCCACCAAAAGCGAAAGUUAUGAUCAAACCUACACUUGCUACUACUUCUAUCCAGACUACUAUUCGGACUGUUCCUCAGACUUCUAAUACCUCUACUCAGAAUACUCGAGCUGCUACCCAGACUACUGCUCAGACUUCUACUACUUCUGCUACUCGAACUGCUACUCAGGUUACUACUAUUUCUACUCAGAAUGUUACUCGGACUUCUACCCAGACUCCUAUUCGGACUCCUACUCGGACCCCUACUCAGACUGCUGCUGCUACAAAAAAAGUAACAAAUACUGUAUCCUCCUCAUCAACAGCAACAAAAAAACGAAUUAAUAAUAAUAAUGUAACAAUUAAUAGUGGUAGUAGUAAACCAUCAUCAUCUUCCAUGAAAUUAGAAAAUAUUCCACAAUCUCCUCCUUUAACACCACCAAUUACUUUAAAUGCUACUAUUGCUGCUAGUUCUGUUACCGCUAGUACCGUUAAUGCUGCUGCUAAUAAUAAUGAAAAGAUUCCAAACGAACCAAAUACCAUUAUAAUGAAUAAUAAGAAAAUUUCAUCCCCACCAGUGAAAUUAACAAUUCCACCUGAAGGCUUGGAACCAUGUCCCAAUAAGUCAUCUGGAUAUCCGAAUGAUCUUAAAAUCGGAUAUCCAGAUGAAUCCGGAUGA
Messenger RNA from Diversispora eburnea, 2079 nucleotides. NCBI's taxonomy places the organism in Eukaryota, Fungi, Glomeromycota, Glomeromycetes, Diversisporales, Diversisporaceae. The record is from the annotation of a GenBank genome assembly.